Diceros bicornis minor is the source of this 1308-nucleotide messenger RNA. RefSeq names its product hemojuvelin BMP co-receptor (gene HJV). Gene Ontology annotation, molecular function: coreceptor activity. Gene Ontology annotation, cellular component: plasma membrane. Gene Ontology annotation, biological process: BMP signaling pathway. NCBI's taxonomy places the organism in Eukaryota, Metazoa, Chordata, Mammalia, Perissodactyla, Rhinocerotidae. The transcript is spliced from 3 exons. The record is from RefSeq and is a predicted model, not a curated record. The coding region runs from base 19 to 1308 and encodes 429 amino acids.
GGACCUGGCUGGAUAGGUAUGGGGGAUCCAGGCCAGUCCCCUAGUCCCCGGUCCACCCAUGGCAGUCCCCCAACUCUAAGCACUCUCACUCUCCUGCUGCUCCUCUGUGGACAUGCUCAUUCUCAAUGCAAGAUCCUCCGCUGCAAUGCUGAGUACGUGUCGUCCACCCUGAGCCUUAGAGGUGGGGGUUCACCAGGAGCGCUUCGAGGAGGAGGAGGAGGCCGGGGUGGAGGGGUGGGCUCCAUCGGCCUCUGUCGAGCCCUCCGUUCCUACGCCCUCUGCACUCGGCGCACAGCCCGCACCUGCCGCGGGGACCUCGCCUUCCAUUCGGCUGUGCACGGCAUCGAAGACUUGAUGAUCCAGCACAACUGCUCCCGCCAAGGCCCCACUGCCCCGCCCCCGCCCCGGGGCCCAGCCCUUCCAGGCGAAGGCCCCAUCCGCUCCUCUGGCCCCCCAGCCCCGGACCCCUGUGACUAUGAAGGCCGGUUUUCCCGGCUGCACGGUCGUCCCCCGGGCUUCUUGCAUUGUGCCUCCUUCGGGGACCCCCACGUCCGCAGCUUCCACCACCAUUUUCACACGUGCCGUGUCCAAGGAGCUUGGCCCCUGCUGGAUAAUGACUUCCUUUUUGUCCAGGCCACCAGCUCCCCUGUGGCAUCGGGGGCCAACGCCACCACCACCCGGAAGCUCACCAUUAUAUUUAAGAACAUGCAGGAAUGCAUUGAUCAGAAGGUCUACCAGGCUGAGGUGGACAAUCUUCCUGCAGCCUUUGAAGAUGGUUCUAUCAAUGGAGGUGACCGACCUGGGGGCUCAAGUUUGUCCAUUCGAACUGCUAACCUUGGGAGCCAUGUGGAGAUUCGAGCUGCCUAUAUUGGCACAACUAUAAUCAUUCGGCAGACAGCUGGGCAACUCUCCUUCUCCAUCAAGGUAGCAGAGGAUGUAGCCAGGGCCUUCUCAGCUGAGCAGGACCUGCAGCUCUGUGUUGGGGGGUGCCCCCCAAGUCAACGACUCUCUCGCUCAGAGCGCAAUCGUCGGGGAGCUAUAACACUUGAUACUGCCAGACAGCUGUGCAAGGAAGGGCUGCCAGUUGAAGACGCUUACUUCCAUUCCUGUGUCUUUGAUGUUUCAAUCUCUGGUGACCCCAACUUUACUGUGGCAGCUCAGGCAGCUCUGGAGGAUGCCAGAGCCUUCCUACCAGACUUAGAAAAGCUGCAUCUCUUCCCCUCAGAUACCGGAGUUCCUCUUUCCUCAGCAACCCCCCUAGCUCCACUCCUUUCUGGGCUCUUUGUUCUAUGGCUUAGCAUUCAAUAG